CCUGUCCUGUUAUGGUAUAUGGGUGUGAUUCAUGCGAAAAAUGUGAUUCAAGAUUUGUGGAAAUGAGAUUGAGGAAUUGAUCGCCUAAUAAAGUGAGAGCAAACCCCACCUACCCAGAAGGGGUCUCAUUCAAAGUUGGAAUUCUCCGCCAUUGUCAGCCCGCCCGCCAUUCACUGAUUCACACACUCAUUGCUGCUAAAUAAAUCCCUAGGUGAGGUGAGGCGAUUCAUCCUAAAAGAGCGCCAUGGCCAUGGAGGUCAGAGCCAGAGCGCCUGGGAAAAUCAUUCUCGCCGGCGAGCACGCCGUUGUUCACGGAUCCACCGCCGUCGCCGCCGCCCUCGAUCUCUACACUUAUGUUUCCCUUCGCUUCCCCACUCCCCACGAUAACAACGAUGCACUAAAACUCCAGCUCAAGGAUGUGGACUUGGAAUUUUCUUGGCCAGUUGGAAAGCUUAAGGAAGUUCUGCCUGAACUGGGCAUCAAGUCUGCUUCCUCACCUUCAUCGUGUUCAUUAGAGACCUCAAAAGCAAUUGCUUCAUUAGUUGAAGAACUAAAUUUAGCAGAUGCUAAGCUUGGACUUGCUUCAGGAAUUUCAGCUUUCCUUUGGCUAUAUACAUCAAUUCAUGGCGAUAAGCCAGCUAAAGUUGCUGUGACUUCUGAGCUACCAUUAGGUUCUGGCUUGGGUUCAUCUGCUGCCCUUUGUGUUGCACUGUCUGCUGCCCUCCUUUCACUAUCUGAUUCUUCAAAACUUGAUUUUAGCCAUCAAGGUUGGCAAACAUUUGGGGAGAGUGAACUAGAUCUGGUAAACAAAUGGGCAUUUGAAGGUGAAAAGAUGAUCCAUGGGAGGCCAUCUGGUAUAGACAAUACAGUAAGCACCUUUGGGAACAUAGUAAAAUUUAGGUCUGGCGAACUCACACAUAUCAAAACAAAUAUGCCUUUGAAGAUGCUCGUUACUAACACGAAAGUUGGAAGAAAUACAAGAGCAUUGGUGGCUGGUGUGUCAGAAAGGGCAGCUAGGCAUGGUAGUGCCAUGACCUCUGUUUUUAAAGCUGUUGAUUCGAUCAGCAAUGAGGUGGUUGGCAUCAUCCAGUCACCAGUUUCUGAUGAUCUUGCUAUAACUGAGAAAGAGGAAAAACUAGGGGAACUGAUGGAGAUGAAUCAGGGAUUACUCCAGUGCAUGGGGGUCAGCCAUAGCACCAUUGAAACUGUGAUCAAAACUACGUUAAAGUACAAGCUAGCCACUAAACUAACCGGAGCUGGUGGAGGAGGCUGUGUUCUCACACUACUACCUACCCUAUUAGCAGCAACGGUGGUUGACAAAGUAAUUAGAGAGCUAGAAGAUUGUGGGUUCAAAUGUCUGAUCGCAGGGAUUGGUGGAAGAGGAAUGGAGAUUUGCUUUAGUGGGUUCUCCUCUUAACAAACAGACCAGAAUCAACACCCAAAAGUAUGAUCUGUACCUUAAUCUUCAAAUAAUGAUUUGCAGAUCCAAUCAUUAUAUCAUCUUGUUUCUGUGUCUGUGCGUUUAACUUUUUCAUGCUAGUCACUUUUUUCUUGUACGAACUGUUAAACUGUUGUUGCAUUCUAUAUUUGGCACCUGUACCACUCGAAAGAAUCAUGAAUGACUUGGGUACCUAAUUUAUUGACUUUUUAACAUCUAA
Messenger RNA from Salvia hispanica, 1658 nucleotides. RefSeq names its product mevalonate kinase-like. Gene Ontology annotation, cellular component: cytosol; cytoplasm. Gene Ontology annotation, molecular function: ATP binding; mevalonate kinase activity. Lineage: Eukaryota; Viridiplantae; Streptophyta; Magnoliopsida; Lamiales; Lamiaceae. The record is from RefSeq and is a predicted model, not a curated record. Gene Ontology annotation, biological process: isopentenyl diphosphate biosynthetic process, mevalonate pathway; isoprenoid biosynthetic process.